GGCAACCAAAAACCCACAAACAAAACACAAAAACGCUCAGACAGAGAAGAAAAAAACUCUAAAUUUUAGGGGUUGAGAAACAGGACCAAAACCCAUUACGUAAUCACGGACGUACUUCUUCUCGGUUAAUUCUCGAUGGUGCGCGAUAAUCUCCGGAUUAGGCAGUGAAGGCCGGCUGCUCGGGCUCAGAGGGAAAGAGGGAAAUUCCACCUUGCCAACUUCCCUCUUCGGUAUCAAUACAGAAUCAAGUGUCACACACACACACCAAUUGGAAGCCCGUUUAUACCCAGCUGGCUGACAGAUAGAGACAGGAGCCAUUGAACAGUCCAGAGUACGCACAUAGCAAGAUGAUGUCCUCGUGGAAGCUCACCAAGAAGCUGAAGGAAUUCUCCAGAUCAAAGAGCCCUAACCCGAAAGAGGAGGAGGACCAAUCAUCUGUCACCAGCCAUGGAGCCCAUACAAAGGAGUUCGCCACGCUUGGCCAUAAGCAUACAGAGUCCAAGGACUCCGUAUGCACAAAUGACAGUAGUUCUAGAAGAGACACUGUUACACCGGCAACGGUGUCAACGUCCACUCCAGUGGCUGGACAUAAUCCAUCACAAGGUGGGUUAAAGACCAAUGAUAGUACGAGACUCCAUCCCUCCACCUCACACGCUUCGAGUAUGACGAUGAGAUCGUCGCCGGAGAAGGCGAAGGAUGGCAAGGAUGCCCAUUUCAACCCGGGAAUGCUUACAAUAAAGAUUUAUACCGGUGCGCAUUUCAAAAUCCCCUUUGCAAUCAACAACGAUAAGGAUGUGCUCGCCAAGCUGAUCAAUUCAGGUAGACAGAGGAACGGUGAUGCUCUCCUGACCAAGUUGAACAACUUGAGCAUCACGGAGGAUAAACUGGGGGCUGACGAUGCUAGUCACGUCAUCCCGGCAUCGGUUACAAUCCCACCUUCUAUCAUGAGAAGCUCAUUGAUCUACUUUACAAUGGAAUUCGAUAAGACCAUAGUGUCUAUUGAGGCCGACUCGGGCUCCAUUGCUUCACCAACGUUCAACAAGAUAUCACAAUUUGACGUUACCAAGUCCCAAAAUGAGCUGAAGCUACAGGUGUUUUUGAAAUUGCCAACUGUGCUGUUGAAUGCAUCAGCAGGUGUUACAGAGGAGGGCAAUCAAGAUAUUUUGAUCUCAUCUAAGACGUUGCCAUUGUCCUUCGACAACAUCAAUAACCCUAUAAGAUUGAAGAACCAUAGCGUGCUUGCAUUCGAGAAUGACUACCCUGGGUUUCCGCAGAAUGAGAACGGUGAGAUCUUGGUUUCCAUCGACUACAGACCAAAUGAGAAUAAGCACCUGACUAUCGAUGACUUUGAUCUGUUGAAAGUGAUUGGAAAGGGCUCAUUUGGUAAGGUUAUGCAAGUGCGCAAGAAGGAUUCUGGAAAGGUUUAUGCCUUGAAGGCCAUUAGAAAGUCUCAUAUCGUCUCAAGAUCAGAAGUUACACAUACACUGGCUGAACGUACCGUGUUGGCUCGUGUGGAUAACCCAUUCAUUGUUCCCUUGAAGUUUUCAUUCCAAUCACCUGAGAAGCUGUACUUGGUUUUAAGCUUCAUCAACGGUGGUGAACUAUUCUACCAUCUACAAAGGGAAGGUAAGUUUGACUUGUCAAGGUCAAGGUUCUACACCUGUGAACUGCUGAGUGCACUGGAGUGCCUCCAUUCCUUGAAUGUCAUCUAUAGGGAUCUGAAGCCCGAAAACAUCUUGUUGGACUACAAAGGUCAUAUUGCGCUUUGCGAUUUCGGCCUUUGUAAGCUCAACAUGAAGAACGACGAUAAGACGACAACAUUCUGUGGUACGCCUGAGUACCUUGCUCCUGAGCUGUUACUCGGUAACGCCUAUACAAAGGUUGUUGAUUGGUGGACACUGGGUAUACUGUUGUACGAAAUGCUCACGGGCUUACCACCUUAUUACGACGAGGAUGUUAAGACCAUGUAUAGAAAGAUCCUCACAAACCCAUUGAAGUUCCCAGAGAACUUUGACAAGGAUGCAAAGGACCUGCUGAUCAAGCUGUUAUCAAGGGAUCCAAAGCAGAGACUAGGAGCAAACGGUGCCAAAGAGAUCAUGGACCAUGCCUUUUUCAAACUGAUUGACUGGAAUAAGCUG
Williopsis jadinii is the source of this 2138-nucleotide messenger RNA. RefSeq names its product serine/threonine protein kinase YPK1 (gene YPK1). NCBI's taxonomy places the organism in Eukaryota, Fungi, Ascomycota, Saccharomycetes, Phaffomycetales, Wickerhamomycetaceae. Gene Ontology annotation, biological process: protein phosphorylation. The record is from RefSeq and is a predicted model, not a curated record. The annotation marks the transcript as partial. Gene Ontology annotation, molecular function: ATP binding; protein kinase activity. The transcript has a single exon.